Salarias fasciatus (jewelled blenny) is the source of this 3244-nucleotide messenger RNA. It is a transcript of the gene unc93b1, whose product is annotated as unc-93 homolog B1, TLR signaling regulator. Gene Ontology annotation, cellular component: lysosome; endosome. Gene Ontology annotation, molecular function: Toll-like receptor binding. The record is from RefSeq and is a predicted model, not a curated record. The transcript is spliced from 13 exons. Bases 166 to 2064 code for a protein of 632 amino acids. NCBI's taxonomy places the organism in Eukaryota, Metazoa, Chordata, Actinopteri, Blenniiformes, Blenniidae. Gene Ontology annotation, biological process: toll-like receptor signaling pathway; toll-like receptor 9 signaling pathway; toll-like receptor 3 signaling pathway.
UUUAUUUUUGACUGCACCGUGUGUGUUGUUAGAAAGAGGAACUGAUCAGUGGGUGUGCAUGACAGUGUGUGAGUGUGUGUGUGUGUGUGUGUGUGUGUGUGUGUGUGUGUUUCUGCGCCUCAGAAGGAGCCACCUUCCAUCUGAGAGGAGCUACGCUGCUUUAACAUGAUGGAGGCAACUGCAAGAGAAGCGCUGCUGGAUGAUGCUGUGCAGGCGGCGGCGCCACCUAACGGCGGCAUGAAUGACCUGCUGGAUGUGGCUCCUGAGGACAACCUGCAGGGCCAGAUGGGGGAGUUUCUGGACCCGCAGGCCGAGUACAACGAGGAGGAGGAGGAGAGGAAGUACUACAGGAGGAAGAGGCUGGGCGUCGUCAAGAACGUGCUGGCCGCCAGCGUGGGCGCCAUGAUCGUCUACAGCGUGUACAUGGGGCUGCUGCAGAUGCAGCUCAUCCUCCACUACGACACCACCUACCGAGAGGUGAAGUACAGCAACCUGGGCCUGGAGGACAUCGACCGCAAGAUGCUGAUGGGCAUCAACGUCACGCCCAUCGUGGGCCUCCUGUACACACCCGUCCUGAUCAGGUUCCUGGGCACCAAGUGGAUGAUGUUCCUGGCUUCAGGGAUCUACGCCCUCUUCGUCUCCACCAACUACUGGGAGCGCUACUACACCCUGGUCCCGUCGGCCGUCGCCAUCGGAGCCACCAUCGUCCCCUUCUGGACCUCGCUGGGGAAUUAUAUCACAAGGAUGGCGCAGCAGUAUUACGAGUACGUCAACUACAAGCAGGAGCACGUGCAGGACCAGAAGAAGCUGCCCAAGGGCGCGUGCCACAGCUACAUCAUCGUCUUCCAGUCCGUCUUCUACAUCAUCUUCAAUCUGAGCUUCGUCUUCGCCGAGUUCCCCAUGAGCCUCUUCCUCAACAACGACCUGCAGGGGAAGGCCCACAUCCUGGACAGGGUGGAGAAGUGUGGUGCCGACGUCCACGGUUUGAUCCCCGGCUUUAACACCACUGUGCUCACCAAGCUGCCCCAGUCCAUGCUGCUCAUCUACGUGGAGAGCGUCCUCAUGGCCUUCGCCUUCCUCUCCAUGAUCAUUUUCCUGGUGCUGUGCGGCCCGGCGUACCGGCCGACGGAGGAGAUCGACCUGCGCAGCAUCGGGUGGGGAAACAUCUUCCAGCUGCCCUUCAAACACCUGAGAGACUACCGGCUGCGGCUGCUCUGCCCCUUCUUCAUCUACAGCGGCUUCGAGGCCAUGUUCGCCAUCACGGGGUUCUCCCUGUCGUACGGCGUCUGCGUCCUGGGCCUGAAGAGACUCUGGCUCCUGAUCACCGUCUACGGCCUGUCCGCCUCCGUCUUCUCCUCGCUGCCCCUCCUCCUGCUGCGCCUCCCCCGCUGGACGUGCCUGGCGGCGGGCGCCGUGGUGCACUUCGUGCUGCUCGUCGCCCUCUUCGCGUUCUCCCCGAAGCCGAAGCACGAGGAGUUCCUCCACCCGCUGCUGGCCGUGGCGGCGCUGUGGGGUCUGGGCUCGGCUCUCAACCGGACCGGAGUCAGCAUCCUGCUCGGCGUGCUGUACGCCGAGGAGAAAGAGCGCCUGGACUUCGUCUACACCAUCUACAACUGGUGGCAGGCCAUCGCCAUCUUCAUCGUCUACCUCUGUGCCCACCUCCCCAUGAGGGCCAAACUGUCCAUCCUGCUGGUGACGCUGCUGCUGGCCUGCUACUGCUACUGGCUGAUGGAGCGUCGGCUGGCCGCGAAAGUGCAGUACAGACUCCCUCGAAUCCCCCGGCCACGGCACAAGGUCAAAGGUUACCGCUACCUGGAGGAAGACAACUCUGAUGAGUCAGACUCAGAAAAGAGCGAGGAUGAGGAGGGCGAGGAAGAGGACGAGGAGCGGGACGGGGGGGAGGAGAGGCAGGAGGAGCAGGAGCAGGAGGAGGUCUGGGGAGCUGAGUCCCCCGGAGCCAGGAGGAGGGGAGGCGAGGGUCAGCGCCGCCGCCGCCGCCAGCAGGAGGCCGAGGAGGAGGAGGAGGAGGAGGAGGAGGAGGGAGGGGAGAGGGAGGAGUGGUAACGAGGUGCCAGUCCAGGUUUUAUUUAUUCUGAAGAAAGAGAAACAAACAUGGACUUUAUUCAUCAUUAUUAUUAUUAUUAUUAUUCAUCCGACGCUGUUGAGGUAACAAACUCAGAUUACGACACCAAACUUUUCUCUCACUACACAGAUUGCGGCUCCUCUUUACCAAAUGUGCUGAUAAAUCUCAAAGGGCAGCUUGCUUCUUUUCUGCUUCAUCAAACUCAAAACCUGUCAUUUAAAAAAAAAAGAAGAAAAAACUGACUAAAUAGAGGCAUCGGUUUGACUCCGGCCUGUGUGAGAUUCACUGAGAGGGGGUGAUAUUUUUAUCUUCAAACCUCAGUGAGCCUGCAUAUAGACGAUAAAAAAAAGCGUCUCCUGGUAGAUGCCGGUCCAGCCUGGGGCGUCCGCAGGCUGCGCCACACGCUGCAGGCAGGAAAUCAAUGUGAGCGUGAAUGGAGGUUUAUAUUCAGCAGGUACAGAUGUGUGUUUUAAAACCCACACAACUCAAUACAGCGGUGGUGAUUCAGGAAAACCACGUUCAGACUGUACACUGUGUGUGUGUGUGUGUGUGUGUGUGUGUGUUACAUUCAGAAAGAAAAAAAAAUGUAUUUAUACUAAUUCAGAUUGAUUUCUUUCAAUGUAUGUAUUCACACCUGCACUCAUUCAAAAACAAAAAUACGUACUCUAAGUGUAUUUAUCUGUAUAUGAGUGCGUGUAUGUAAAUAUAUUUAGUUUAUAAAGUCAAUAUAAAUAAUCUAUAUUUUAUGAAAAUAUAUUUGCACAAAAUAAAUAAUCUACAUACGAGUAAACAUAUCGAAUUCAACUUGUCUAAAAAGGGGAAGGAAGAAUUAAAACUCAUGUUAUCAUACCUCUUUUCAGUAAUAACAUGUUAUAAUAAUCUUUCUUCCUGAACUCCGUGUAUGUUUUAUACAUAUUUUUAUAUAAAUAUAUUUUUACAAAGAAUUUAUAAUAUGAGAUUAGGAGCUGAAAGCAUUGUAUUUUAUUUGAAUUAGCACUUUUUGUGACACACAAAUCUGCUAAAUUAGUUUAUUUGGUGACACUUUACUUGAAGCCCCCUGUAUAACACAUAAGUACAUUUAUAAAGCAUUAUUAUGCCAUUAUAACACGUGUAGCUAUAGUUAUAAACAUUCAUAGAUGAUCACAAUGCCAGGACCGAACC